Caenorhabditis elegans is the source of this 1978-nucleotide messenger RNA. RefSeq names its product RNA helicase (gene sacy-1). Bases 10 to 1902 code for a protein of 630 amino acids. The record is from RefSeq and is marked reviewed. Gene Ontology annotation, cellular component: P granule; nucleus. Gene Ontology annotation, molecular function: hydrolase activity; zinc ion binding; JUN kinase binding. NCBI's taxonomy places the organism in Eukaryota, Metazoa, Nematoda, Chromadorea, Rhabditida, Rhabditidae. The transcript is spliced from 12 exons.
UAUUCCGAAAUGAGCACAGAUGUGGAAGCGGCGCGACGAAAAUAUGAGGACCGCCGGCGAAAAAUUCAAGAGGAAGAAAUGAAAGAACGCAGAGACGGCAUGAAUUUAUCUUCUGGAGAUGAUGAUCAAGACGUGGAUGAUAUGUUUCUGACUGCAUUACAGAGAAAACGAGAAAAAGUACAUCGUCGAGCCCUACUGAAGCAAGUACUGGCUCCGACAAUGAAUCAAAAAGAAGAAAUUGAAAGAAAACGAAAGAAAAAGGAAGAGGAUAAGCAAAGUGAAGAAGCGAGAAAAACACUUUUGGAGAAACAUGCUGAGAUUAUGGAGACACAAGGAGUUAUUGACGAAUCAGAACGGCAAUUAAUGGAAGAAGAAGAGUUACUUGAUAAAGUUACACGUGGUGGAGGUCUCUUGGCAGUUGCUGAACUUACAAAAGGUGAAAAAUAUGAAGAACCAAUUGUCACUGCUUGGCGUCCACCUGGACACAUCCGUCGUCAAUCACAAGAAGACUAUGAAAUUCAACGAAAACGUCUUGGAAUCAGUUGUGAAGGUGAUCAUAUUCCACCGCCAAUCGGCAGCUUCUUGGAAAUGAAAUUUCCAAAAUCAUUGCUCGAAUUCAUGCAAAAACAAAAAGGAAUUGUGACACCGACAGCUAUUCAGAUACAAGGAAUUCCCGUCGCACUUUCUGGUCGUGACAUGAUUGGUAUUGCUUCUACUGGUUCUGGAAAAACAAUGACGUUUGUUUUACCGUUAGUUAUGUUCUGUUUGGAGCAAGAGAUGAAACUUCCAUUUAUGCGUAGUGAAGGACCAUUUGGAUUGAUUAUUGUUCCAUCGAGAGAAUUGGCUCGUCAAAUCUUUGACCUGAUCAUUGAAAUGUUUGAUGCUCUUGGAAAAGCUGGACUUCCAGAAAUGAGAGCUGGAUUAUGUAUUGGAGGAGUCCCAAUUGGCGAACAAGCUAAAGACGUUAGAGAUGGUAUUCAUAUUGUUGUUGCGACACCAGGACGACUAUCUGAUAUGCUUACCAAGAAAAUUAUAAAUUUAGAAGUUUGCCGUUACUUAGUUCUAGAUGAAGCUGAUCGAAUGCUUGAUAUGGGAUUUGAAGAUGAAAUUAAAUCAAUUUUCUAUUUCUUCAAAGCUCAACGGCAAACUCUCCUUUUCUCGGCUACGAUGCCACGAAAGAUUCAAUUUUUCGCAAAAUCAGCACUGGUCAAACCUAUUGUCGUAAAUGUUGGACGUGCGGGUGCUGCUUCAUUGAACGUACUCCAGGAGCUUGAGUUUGUUCGAUCAGAAAACAAAUUGGUUCGUGUACUUGAAUGCCUUCAAAAGACUUCUCCCAAAGUUUUGAUUUUUGCCGAAAAGAAAGUUGACGUUGACAAUAUCUACGAGUACUUGCUUGUAAAAGGAGUUGAAGUUGCUUCAAUUCACGGAGGAAAAGAUCAAAGUGACCGUCAUGCUGGAAUUGAGGCAUUCCGAAAAAAUGAGAAAGAUGUACUUGUGGCAACAGAUGUUGCAUCAAAAGGACUCGAUUUCCAAGGAAUUGAACAUGUUAUCAAUUUUGACAUGCCUGAAGAUAUUGAGAACUAUGUUCAUCGAAUUGGUCGUACCGGACGUUCCGGACGGAAAGGUCUCGCAACGACAUUUAUCAACAAAAAAUCGGAGAUGUCAGUGCUUUCCGACUUGAAACAAUUACUCGCAGAAGCAGGGCAGGAACUUCCAGAAUUUCUCAAAAUGUUGGCUGGUGACGAGGAGGGAACUGCUCCAGCUGGCACAAAUGCGGAAAAGGGAUGCGCAUACUGCUCCGGUCUGGGUCAUCGCAUCACAGAUUGUCCAAAACUCGCUGGAAUCGGAAACAAAACGACGCAAGCAUUGGCAAGAGGUGGAGGCGACGAUGGUGGUUUCUGAUUAUUUUAUUCAUACAUUGUAUCUCAAUCUAUUUAUUUACUGUUUUCUUGUUUACAUUUAUAAAAAUAUUUGUCAG